CAGGCAUUAUUAUUUAGAACAUUGAAAUAUUCAACCAAUAAGAAAAUUUCUGAAUUUAUAAGUUCUUCAAAAUCGGAAUCAAAGAGUCUGAAAACUGAAUUACCAAAAUCGACUGGGGUGGUCACGUUGAUCGCCUAUUAUUUCGGAGAGAACCUAAACCAAAUAUUUAAGUGUUUCCAGAAAGAAACCACUUUUUCCCAGAUAUUAAAAGAUAUUCCAAAAUCUCCAUUUAUUGCUUGCAUAGGUAACACGGUAGCGACUGCUGAGACUUUUUACGUCAUCGCUGAACGAGAAGUGGUGUGUUCCUGUAGAUCGUUUUUUGAAGCGGUAGCUUUUCAGUUUGCUUCGUUCUAUGUUUUCAACAUAGAAUAUCCAAAGAAGGCCUUGCUGACGUUUGAUUUUAUUCAGAGGUUCUUCGGUGACAUAAACCCCAGAGGCACUAAGUCGAAAAAAAGUAAAGGCAAAGACGUUCAUGCAAAAGUAAUCGGCCUUGCAAGAAGAGUGAAUCUAUCACAGGCUUAUAUGUGCCGUUGUUAG
Messenger RNA from Styela clava, 537 nucleotides. NCBI's taxonomy places the organism in Eukaryota, Metazoa, Chordata, Ascidiacea, Stolidobranchia, Styelidae. The record is from RefSeq and is a predicted model, not a curated record.